This is a messenger RNA of Aspergillus campestris IBT 28561, 633 nucleotides long. Its product is annotated as superoxide dismutase. The record is from RefSeq and is a predicted model, not a curated record. The transcript has 2 exons. Gene Ontology annotation, molecular function: metal ion binding; superoxide dismutase activity. Gene Ontology annotation, cellular component: mitochondrion. Bases 1 to 633 code for a protein of 210 amino acids. Gene Ontology annotation, biological process: superoxide metabolic process. NCBI's taxonomy places the organism in Eukaryota, Fungi, Ascomycota, Eurotiomycetes, Eurotiales, Aspergillaceae.
AUGGCCGGCAAAUUCACCCUCCCCGAGCUACCCUUCAAGCUGGAUGCCCUCGAACCCGCCAUCUCCAAAGAGAUCAUGGACAUCCACUACAACAAGCACCACAAGACCUACGUCGACAAGCUCAACGCGGCGCUCACCGCGCAAGCGAAGGCCUUCGAAAAGCCCAAGCCCGACUUCCCCGAGCUCAUCAAGCAGCAAAAGCUAGUCCAGUUCAACGCCGGCGGCCACAUCAACCACUCGCUGUUCUGGAAGAACCUGGCCCCCUUCGACAGCCCCGAGACACACAUCCACAAGGCCGCGCCCACCCUGGCCCCCGCUAUCAAGGAGCAGUGGGGAAGCAUCAAGGCCUUCACUGAAGCCUUUGAGGAGAAUCUUCUCGCUGUGCAGGGCAGCGGGUGGGGGUGGCUUGUUAGUGAUGCGCCCAGCGGGAAGCUGAGCAUUGUUAGUGCCAAGGAUCAGGAUCCUAUCACUGAUGCGGUGCCGCUUGUGGGGGUGGAUAUGUGGGAGCAUGCUUAUUAUCUUCAGUAUAAGAAUGAUAAGAAGGCUUAUGCGAAGGCUAUCUGGAAGGUGAUUAACUGGAAGGAGGCUGAGGCGCGGUAUGCGGGUGGGAAGAAGGACGCUCCGAAGGUUUAG